AUGAAGCGGUCUCAAGGGAAACCGACCGGCCGUGGUUUUGAAGGACCCCGCUCCGGUUUCUCGGGCUUCGGAGGCUUUGGCACCGCCGCCUCCGGAACUUCCUUGUCGUACCUCGCCGAGCCUCCUUCAUUCGUUGCGGUUUCGGAUCCGAAUGUUGUUGUGUCGCUCAAGAAUGUUUUGAAGAAGGAUAGCACUACCAAGGCUAAAGCGCUCGAGGAGCUACUAGCUUAUGUACAGGCUCAUCCAUUCGACAAGGAUGGCGGGGUUGACGAGGGCAUCCUCGACGUUUGGGUCCAAAUAUACCCUCGCACAUCUAUAGAUAACUCACGUCGCGUGCGUGAAUUGACGCAUAACCUCCAGUUUGAGCUCAUGAAAUCAGCUCGCAAGCGCUUUGAACGUCAUCUGCCAAAGAUCGUCGGCGCAUGGCUUGCCGGCCUGUAUGACCGUGACCGCGUUGUUGCCAGGGCUGCUAGUGACGGUCUAACCUCGUUUCUGAACACCCCUGAAAAGGUCCUUGCGUUUUGGAACAAGUGCCAGGGCCAGAUCCUUGACUAUGCUAUUGAUGCUAUUCAAGAAACGCAAGACUCUCUGAGUGAUGAACGUUCAACGACAGCAGAGGAUGCUGAGGCAAAGUACUUUCGAGUUGUUACCGCCAGCUUAUCACUUGUCUUGGGUUUACUACAAAAAGUCGAGCCAAGUAACUUGGAGAAGUUGCAAUCUCGAUACGAUGACUAUUUUGCCGAGGAAAAUGUUUGGAAGACCAUUACGUUCAACGACUCGUCAGUUAGGAAGACAGUAUGCCAACUACUGUUUGCUUCUAUCGACCGGAAAUUACCUUACGCCGAUGAUACGAAGGUCAAGCAAGCCUUCGUCACGGGAGGCCUAAAGACCAACCAAGCUGGCUCAGCGCUCGAAUAUGUACGAGCGUUGACAAAAAUGACACAAACAUACCCCGAUGUUUGGUCAUCAGCGAAGACAUUGAGCGGUCCAAAGUCUCCCCUCGGCAGGCUGCAAGCCUUCAUCGCCAAGGGUUCUCAGGGAAGCCCGCCAAAGUUCUGGGAGUACCUAGAUCAACUACUGAUGGUUCUGCCAUCAGAUUUGAUCACACCUGAGGUCGCCUCCCAAUUUCUGACUUCUCUCAAGUCUGGUAUCACACAUCGCGAUGAGCCUCGAACGAAUACUUCUUAUGCAUGGAAGUGCUUCAUCGACACAGCCAAGCGACUGCUGAAGAACUUACCCGCCGACGACCAACUACCCUUUGUUCAAGAACAUCUCUUCCCUCUCAUCGAGCAGUUCUUAUUCUCAGUAUCAGAAAAGACAGUGGCUAUACCGCUCGGCCCAAACGCGAUUUCCGUCCUGGUAGAAGCCUACAUCGCCACUGUCCAAGCGUCACCAUCAGUGGUGUCCGCGUCCAAGGAGGAAUGGGACCGACUCGCCAGCGUCUUCUGCGCAAAGAUUUCCGGGUCGCUGCCCGAGGUUUCACGAGAGUACCAACAAUCUCAAGAAAAGAUCUCCGAAGAAGGUCGACGGUGGUUCGGCCUCGUGGGCCAGAUUGAGGAGAAGAUAGCUGAUCUCGAAGAAGACGUGCCAGACCAUACAGCUCAGCCCUCUCUCAAGGCUAUUUCUCAGAGUAUCACACUUUUGGAGAGCCGGAAUUUAAAGCCAUUUGGCGCAGCUCGAAUCAUCGAAUAUGCAUUGAGUAUGGCACCUCGCUUAUUCGACGGUGAUGGAGCUGUAAAGCUCUCGACGUUCUUCACUACUUUGGCUCGUGAUGAUGCUGCCAAAGCUGUCACUUCGCCCUCUUCCCGGUACCUGCUCUCUUCGCUUCACCUUCUCGGCUCCGUGUCAACUCAGUUCGCACCUAUCUGGAACUCUUGGGUCGAGGCUGUCCUCGAUCUGCCAUCAGAGGCUACUCGUGAUGUCGCCCUCGCCUCCUUGAUCUCCAACGAUAGAGGAGCUGUUCUCGCCAAGGGUAACAUGGACUUGCAAAAGCACAUUAUUGGUCAGGCUGUUCUUUUAGCGGUCGGUGGUAGCAAUGAUUGGGAAUUGUUGGAAGCUGCUGUCACAUAUCAGACUCUUACAGACAGUAAUUACCGAGAGCUCGUUCAAGCUCUUGUCGAAAUCCUUGAGAAGGAGCCCGCGAAGACAGAAUCUACCCUCCAAGCUUUGGAGAUCGCAGCUAAGGGUCGACCAGAGCUGUUCUCCCGCGAUGAACGCGUUCAUACAACAUUGGUAGCUCUGCUUCUCGGCCUAUCUGAGCUUGAGGACUCUACCAUUUCUUCCAAGGCAACUUCUAUCCGCACUCUUCUCGACACUCACACUGAUGGAAAGCUACCUGUUAUUGCUGUCGUUCAAGCUAACCUUGAGCGAGCGGGAACGCAGUCUCUGGAUAUCAACACGUUGGUGUCGCAAGCAUACAAUGCAGCCUCGAGUGAUAUCCCAUCUGAAGAGCUCUUCCCAAGCACCAACGUGUGGAUGAAGGAGCUUGCGCCAUUCUUGGAAUUGUCCGUCAAUCCGGCUCUAUCAAUUACCAACAGCAUCGGCGGUGCUGCUGCAUUGGUAAAGGGAGCACCUCGAUCUACAAACCUACGGACUUAUCGGGACAGGAAGGGACGUGCCAUACCCACAAGAAUGGCCCUCUACGUGUCUCAGCUUUCGGAGAAGCUUCCACUGUCUCAACUGCCCAAGCCCUUCCAGCUUGAGCUGUUGUAUCUUCAAUGCCUGACUGUGCAGCUUAUCUCUGACCAAAUCACUUUCAUGGAGGAGAACCGACUGUGGCAAACUCUGAAGCAUGCUGAAGCUAGCGCACAGGCUGAGGAGUUCGUCUCCAAGACGCGGGGUAUCUUGAAUCAAUUGGCUGCUGAAGCUGGCGCCUGGAGCGACUCGGAAGAGAAGCCGAUCAUUCAAGACCUUAUUGAUCUGUUGACUCAGCACUCGACAGAGUUAACACCCAGAGGGCUGCAUAGCGCAAGGGCGCUCAGUGAGCUUGUCCAAUUCCUGGCCGAGGCACAUGGAGCAUCGUCCAGCUUUGAGGAUGCUCUUCUGAAGCCUGAUAUCCUCAAGAUUGGCCCUACCACCGUCCUGCCGGCCUCGGCCAUCAUUUCUGGGUUUGGUGAGACUCUACAACCCUCCAAGGUCGCUAGCAACUUCUGCAACAAGGUUGUAAGUGAGAUCGCAGGAGCCAAGGCAGAUAGUGACAAGACGUUGAUGACUCUUGUUCUUCUGUCACAAUGCGCUCAGAUUUACGAGGCUGGUGAAAUGCCUGUGGCUAACAACCGAAUCGUUUUUGCCGUCCGUCAAAUUACCUCCUGGCUUGACGAGCCCGAGAGUCUGAGCCCAGCUCUUUGCGCUGAAAUUUGUCGAGCCCUGAACAAAUUGCUGCCUUGUAUGAAGGAUGUCUAUGGAUCGUACUGGGAAAAGACUAUUGAGUUCUGCAUAUCGCUAUGGAAUCGUGCCCACGAGUUCGAGUUGAAUGAGGCUCUCCCCUUCAUUCACUCUUCACUAAAGCUGUUCAAGACAAUUGAGUCUCUACAGGAGCCCAAUGACGAUCUUGAAGAUGCCCUCAAGGAGUAUGCCGGUGCUAAGCCUAGGGCCUUGAUUGAGCUGUUGCGACUUUCUCGUGACACACGCUCGCAGCCACUUGAGAUUGUGGAUGCCAUGCUUUGCCGAGAGGUUGAGAAGAUUUCUUUGCGACAUGUGCCUGAUCUUUCGGAUAUCUUUGGCUUGGUAGCAUCGGAAUCGCGGGAUAUCCAGACGGCUGCCUUCAAUCUGCUUCACAAGGCUCUCCCCGAACAGCAACAGCAGAAGUCCAUUGAUGCUUUGCUGGAAAAGACAGUCCCAGAUGCACGACUCCCUGACGAACUACUCUCACUCCUUCUUGACGCCCCUACGCUCGAAAAGUACUCAGACGAAAUGCUUGCCGAAUUCCCUUCUCCCAUCCGCUCGUAUCUCCUAUCCUGGAAGCUCGUCUUCGAUGCCUACUCAACAUCAUCAUUUAAGAUCCGAAACGACUUUACCGACAACCUUAAGCAAGAUAACUGUGUAGCGCCACUGCUAGACUUCAUGUUUGAUGUGCUAGGCCACUCGGCUGCUCAUCCGUUGAAGCUAGAAAAGGUCAACCUCACUUCAGAACACAUUCAAGAGUACGACGUGAAGUUGGCAGAGUCGGAACCCGAGGAGAAGAACAUGCAGUGGCUGUUGGUUCAUCUCUUCUAUCUUCUUCACAAGUACACACCUGGCUUGUUCCGUGCUUGGUACAUCGACUGUCGCUCGAAGCAGACACGCAUCGCUGUUGAGUCGUGGACAACCAAGUACUUCUCACCCAUCAUCAUCACAGAUGUCCUAGAUGAAGUUCAAAAGUGGGCUGAUAGUCAGGAACCUCCUGCUAUGGACGAGAAAGAACUCGUUGUACGUGUCGCUCGAUCCUCUAGAGAAAUCAUAGCUGGCUAUGAAGUCGACGAGGAUCAAGCGGCAAUCGCCAUCAAGAUCCCUCAGAAUUACCCCAUCGAAAACGUCUCCGUCCAGAGCCUCAACCGUGUCGCCGUCAAUGAGAAGAAGUGGCAGAGUUGGAUCAUGACGACACAGGGGGUCAUCACCUUCUCCAACGGCAACAUCAUCGAUGGUCUACAAGUCUUCAAGCGGAAUAUCCUCGGUGCACUCAAGGGCCAGAGCGAAUGUGCUAUUUGCUAUAGCAUUAUCUCGACUGACAAGCGCAUGCCUGAUAAGCGAUGUACUACUUGCAAGAACUUGUUCCAUAGGACGUGUUUGUAUAAGUGGUUCCAAAGCAGUAACCAGAAUACGUGUCCGUUGUGUAGAAACCCAAUUGACUAUCUGGGUUCGGAUACGAAGAGGCGGCAGGGUUAG
Messenger RNA from Fusarium redolens, 4863 nucleotides. RefSeq lists its product as uncharacterized. Gene Ontology annotation, molecular function: ribosomal large subunit binding; ubiquitin protein ligase activity. The transcript has 3 exons. The record is from RefSeq and is a predicted model, not a curated record. Gene Ontology annotation, cellular component: cytosol; RQC complex. Gene Ontology annotation, biological process: rescue of stalled cytosolic ribosome; ribosome-associated ubiquitin-dependent protein catabolic process. NCBI's taxonomy places the organism in Eukaryota, Fungi, Ascomycota, Sordariomycetes, Hypocreales, Nectriaceae. Bases 1 to 4863 code for a protein of 1620 amino acids.